AUGCUGACCGAAUGUGAAGACUGCAGACUUAGUCUGAGCACCGAAUACCACCCUGGAGAGAAGCUAAACACAUUCUGCGGCAGCCCUGCCUACGCAGCCCCUGAGGUAUUCCUGGGGCCGAUGUACUCAGGCCCGCCCGUGGAUGUGUGGAGCCUUGGCGUCAUCCUGCAUGUCAUGGUGACUGGGUACGAACCCUUCCGAGGACAAGAUUACUGGAAGAUGAGGCAGAGUGUGCUCACAGGGCGUUAUUAUGUGCCCGACUACCUAUCAUAUGAAAUAAGAACAUUAAUAGCAAGCAUGCUGACCCUCAACCCAAUGGACAGAGCUACUUUACACCAUCUUCGGCAGCAUCCGUGGGUCUAG
Molecule: messenger RNA, 363 nt
Organism: Rangifer tarandus platyrhynchus (Svalbard reindeer)
Lineage: Eukaryota; Metazoa; Chordata; Mammalia; Artiodactyla; Cervidae
Source: the annotation of a GenBank genome assembly